Molecule: messenger RNA, 889 nt
Organism: Cydia pomonella (codling moth)
Lineage: Eukaryota; Metazoa; Arthropoda; Insecta; Lepidoptera; Tortricidae
Exons: 6
Coding region: 145-855 (236 amino acids)
Source: RefSeq, a predicted model, not a curated record
UAUAAAACCCAAUGUAUUUUAAUUAAAGGUGUUAUAAAAAUGUGAUUAAGUUUUUUAAUUGAUUUCCAAUUCACUACUUUGUUAUCAAAAAGCAGUGAGCUGUUCUAAUGGGAAGAAAUAUUUGUUAAUCGGAAAAGAAGAAAAAUGAAGCGAACAAUUGUCCUUUUCUUUUUAAUAUGUGUUGCGUUCCACUGUUUGGGACUGGACUCAGAUAUCCAGAAGAUCUUAGCCGAGCUGAGCUGGACCACCAAGCCCAUGUUCCUGGAUUACAUCACCCUUGUCAAACCUGAGAGCUUAAACAGCAGUUUAAGAUCAUCGCUUCAACAACUGUGGGGCGUAAGAAAGGCGAGGUCUAUUCCCGAGGUAUCGAGAAGGCUCGAAAGGAAUGGUUCUCUAACCCUGGAAGAACUCUUGAGUUCCUCCACAAAACAGCAUCACAUCCGCAAAGCGCGCUCCCUCGCUAGCACUCUACUCAGCACCCGCGAUUUCAACGAGUCUCUCUUCGGCAUCAGCAAGGACGAUGAUGACGUCAUGAAAAUGAAGCUGUUCCGGCUCAUGUAUGAGUCGGUGAAGGAUAGCGACUUGAAGAUCAAGAGGGCGGAGCUUGUGAAGGCGGAUUACGAGAACUCCACGGGCUUUGAUUUAGGAUACGUGUUUGGCGACGCGGCAGAUAAGAUGAAUGUGAUGAUAGACAUAUCGAUGACACUGAAAAGAAUGUACGACGUUUGGAGACCAGUGGAGCAUGUUAAUGCUUACGAGCAGAUCGCCAAUCUGGCUAUAGAGGUGACACAUCUUACGGAUAUGGUCCGUACGAUCGCUACCGCCCCGAGCAAGACUCCUGUUCGCCACAAUUGAAAUGUAAUAUAAAAUAAAUUGUGAUGAAAUAUUA